Molecule: messenger RNA, 336 nt
Organism: Prorocentrum cordatum
Lineage: Eukaryota; Dinophyceae; Prorocentrales; Prorocentraceae
Source: the annotation of a GenBank genome assembly
AUGUCGCCGCCUACCUCUGCUCCCCCACCGGCCGCGGACGCUGGCGACGUCUCGGAGGCGGUGGACCGCCUGUGCGCUGCCGCGGCGGCCUGCUCCGAGGGCGGCCUGCGGCUGGGGGCGGGCCACGCGCUGCGUCUUGCGGUGGCCCGCCAGGGCAUGGACGCGGCCAUCGCAGCGGAGCGCUGGGAGGACGCCGCGGUCUUCUCGCGUGCGGUCAGCCGCGCCAGCCGCCUGGUCUACCCCGCCGCGUGGCCCGUGGUCGGGCUCAGCCUGGCGAGGCUGGCCAAGCUGGAGCUAACGGCACUGGUCGGCUACACGUGCAGUCAACCCGUAUAA